ACGAUAAAGCGUGUGUUCUCAAUAAUAGGAAGUACUUUAGCUUUAAGUAGGAUCCUUUAAUUUUAAAUGCAAUGUUUUUCUAUAAUGGAUGUAAAUUAAGAAUGCUUCAUUUCUCCUGGAUGGUACUGUGGUUUGAAGCCUCUUUGGAUGUAGAAAAUUGUGUUGAAGAUAUACAACAAUCAGUGUCCCAGUGGAGAUUAAAUAGAGCUUGAAUGGCUAGGUGUCAAUUGUAUAAAGGAAUGUGGUAGUGACUCAUACUUUAACUGACUUCCCAACUAUGUGUUUUUGUGUAUGCUUUAUUGGCAGCAACUGAAGGAGAUUGAACGACAAAUAUGUUUAUAACAUAGAAAUAGUUCAGUGAACAUACAUAUGUGCGAGGACAAUGUGGGUGGAUAAAGCAGUAUGUUGCCAUUUUCGAGUAAAAACAACGAAUUAGAAUUUAAGUUUGAUGAUGGCAAUUGUAUAACAAAGGAAGAUAAUCUUGGUAUACGAAAAAAGGGAGACAAACUUGAUAUCUCUUCAAAAAGGAAGUUAAAUUCGAUAUCUUUCCAGAAAUGGCUGAAAACGGAAACUGUUCCCCAGAGUUGCAGGAGGCAAUGUCCAUGAGGCUUCACUCUCAAGGCAGCUAUAAUGUUCAGGCCACGGAGAUGGCCCACUACCCUCCCGACAGGACUCCCAAGGUCAUCUCCUGCACUAUCAACUUCCUUGACGACAGUCAGCAGCGAUUUGAAGUCGACAAACGAGCCAAGGCACAAAAUUUGCUGGACAAAGUGUUUGAUCACCUGGAGCUUAUUGAGCGAGAUUAUUUUGGGCUGCAGUUCCUGGAUUUAUCACCAGACCCUGAUAGUGUGCUAAGGGAUAAAAUGGUAGAGGAAACAUAUGAGAAUGUCAAUGAGGUUAUAACCCCAACACAGUCUGAGAAUGGCUCUAUUUCCAUAGCUACAUGA
Molecule: messenger RNA, 947 nt
Organism: Dreissena polymorpha
Lineage: Eukaryota; Metazoa; Mollusca; Bivalvia; Myida; Dreissenidae
Product: tyrosine-protein phosphatase 1-like
Exons: 6
Coding region: 555-947 (130 amino acids)
Cellular component (GO): cytoskeleton
Source: RefSeq, a predicted model, not a curated record